GGAUAAAAAGCCCGCCAGAUCUCUGAUGAAUGAAUGGCGGUUCGGAUCCGCAGCUCCGGUUGAGCAACGACCAUGAACCCUCUUCCGAAGAGGCUGAAACAGCCAUCUUCAUCUUCCUUCUUUCUUUCUCCCUCUUCCCUAUUUAUCUAUCUCCUCUGCUUUGCCGCUCUCUUCUUCAGCUUCUCUCUGUUCAAGACCUCUCCGUCCUCACCUCCGAACAACCCUAGUACCAGCCGGGAAGCGCCGGCGGCGUUCUCGCCGACGUGCAACGUUUCAGAUGGCCGGUGGAUCUUCGAUUCGGCGGCCAAGUCUCCUCGCUAUGAUCAUACCUGCAAGGAGAUAUACAAGGGGUGGAAUUGCAUCGGGAGGAACAAAAGCAAUGCGCUCUAUAUCUUCAAGUGGCGGUGGAAACCCUACGGGUGCGAUCUCCCUCAGUUCGAUCCUAUCCAAUUCCUCCACCGGUUCAGAAACACCAAUAUUGGGUUUAUCGGCGACUCUUUGAAUAGGAACAUGUUUGUCUCGUUGUACUGCACCUUGAAAGGAGUAUCUGGUGAAGCGAAGAAAUGGCAUCCUGCUGGUGCUGAUCGUGGUUUUACCUUCCUGAAAUAUAACCUUACCAUUGCAUAUCAUCGGACAAAUCUUUUGGCUCGUUAUGGUAGGUGGACAGCCAAUGCCAAUGGCGGUAUACUAGAAUCACUGGGAUAUAAGGAGGGAUACAGAGUUGAUGUUGAUAUACCAGAAGGAACGUGGGCAGAUGCUCCAUACUUCCAUGAUGUUCUAAUCUUUAACACGGGUCACUGGUGGUUUGCUCCAGCAAAGUUUGACCCGGUAAAAUCGCCCAUGCUUUUUUUCAAAAAUGGAAAACCUGUGACACCUCCUGUACUACCGGAAACAGGUCUCGAUUUGGCUCUUAAACAUGUGGUAUCGUACGUCGAGGACAGAAUUCGGAAAAAUGCCAUUAUAUUAUUUCGAACACAGUCUCCCAGACAUUUCGAGGGUGGUGAGUGGGAUCAAGGUGGCUCCUGUCUGCGAUCACACCCCUUGUCUCCUCAAGAGGUUGAGGAAUAUUUCUCUCUCAGAAAUAACGGAACCAACUGUGAAGCUCGUCUUGUGAAUGAACACCUUCGCAAGGCCUUAGAAGGCACUAAAUUUAGGACACUGGACAUCACUCGUAUGAGUGAGUUCAGAGCGGAUGCCCAUCCAUCGACCGCGGGUGGUAAAAAACACGACGAUUGCAUGCAUUGGUGCUUACCAGGUAUUACAGACACUUGGAAUGACCUGUUUGUAGCAUACAUUAACAACCUAAGGUCAGCUAGGCUGGGUUCGGGUUUGAAAAUGAAGUUUUCCUAUCAUCCUCUCCAAGUCCCCAUCUCCAUCAUCACACUAAUGGCCAUAGCCAUUGCCUCUACCAGUGGGGCCAGAGCUCUGUCGCUCCGGCCCCACAGCUAUCUCUUCGACUCCCCGAAGGGCACGUCGAAUCCCGGGCAGGACUUCCUCAACGGGCACAACAAUGCCCGGGCCUCGGUGGGCGUUCCGCCCGUCGCGUGGAACGGCACCGUGGAGGCGUACGCGAAGGCGUACGCCGCCCACAGGGCCGUGGACUGCGAGCUAGAGCACUCCGACGGGCCCUACGGGGAGAACAUCGCGGAGGGCUACGGGGAGCUGCGGGCCUCAGACGCCGUGAACAUGUGGGUCGGGGAGCAGGAGUACUACGACCACGCGUCCAACGCAUGUGCCCCCGGGCAGGAGUGCGGGCACUACACGCAGGUCGUUUGGCGGGCCACCACGAGUAUCGGCUGCGCGAGGGCGGCGUGCCGUAACGGUUGGAUGUUCGUCACCUGCAACUAUUACCCUCCCGGAAACUACAUUGGCGAACGUCCUUAUUAGUUAGGGAUCGGAGUAAUAUUUAUUUUUAGUCAUCACCUUUUUUCUUUUUGUUUAAUAUAUGAGGUCGCCAUUGAUAAUUGAGAUUUAUUAUAAGGUAAUUUAAAAUUAUGUUUUAAUUCUAUUUAAUGCAAAUUUCACUUAUUACUACGUACUCUAUGAAUAAGCACAUUUAAUUUUG
Molecule: messenger RNA, 2065 nt
Organism: Cuscuta campestris
Lineage: Eukaryota; Viridiplantae; Streptophyta; Magnoliopsida; Solanales; Convolvulaceae
Source: the annotation of a GenBank genome assembly